Molecule: messenger RNA, 330 nt
Organism: Pochonia chlamydosporia 170
Lineage: Eukaryota; Fungi; Ascomycota; Sordariomycetes; Hypocreales; Clavicipitaceae
Exons: 1
Coding region: 1-330 (109 amino acids)
Source: RefSeq, a predicted model, not a curated record
AUGGGACAGUUUAGUUCGACCUCUCUGCCGAAAGAGAGUGAUCUGGUGUCUGGUGUUUUGAGAGGAAGCCCGGCACUCCAGAGACGCUACGGAUACGCUACGGAUGUUAUCCGACCACUUCGCGAAUGCGAGUUCGAGUCAGACAACCAGAACAUCCUCCAAGGGCGUCAACGUCACCUUCAAUACCAGAGUAUGCAAAACAAGUUACCAGAUACUGCGUCAUUUGAAAGUAUUCGACCAAGCCUUCUAAAAUUAUCUCGGGAACAAUCUUUCACUUAUUCCCAUCAUCUGCAUAUGUUUAUUAUGAGACCAGGGAUGAGUGUAGGGUAG